Molecule: messenger RNA, 7266 nt
Organism: Lodderomyces parapsilosis
Lineage: Eukaryota; Fungi; Ascomycota; Pichiomycetes; Serinales; Debaryomycetaceae
Gene: PRP8
Product: U4/U6-U5 snRNP complex subunit
Exons: 1
Coding region: 1-7266 (2421 amino acids)
Biological process (GO): mRNA splicing, via spliceosome; spliceosomal tri-snRNP complex assembly
Cellular component (GO): U5 snRNP; catalytic step 2 spliceosome
Molecular function (GO): U6 snRNA binding; U2 snRNA binding; metallopeptidase activity
Source: RefSeq, a predicted model, not a curated record
AUGGGACGCAAACUACCGCCACCGCCACCGCCUCCUCCUCCUCUGGGAGGCAAAUCCAAGAAUGGACGUAGUACGACGAAAAAAAGGCACGUUGAUCCACCUCCGCCGCCUCCACCACUAUCAAAAUCGCCUCAAGAAAAAGUGCAGCCAAUUACAACAAAAUCUGUGCCAAAGAAACCACCACCACCAGCAAUAACAGCAAAUAGAGGAACAGUCAAGCACAAGUCGUCAUCGGUACCACUUCCGCCACCACCACCCCCACCUCCAAAAACAGAAAAUAUUGCAAAACCCAAUGUUGUUUCGUUAAAUUCCGAUCUAAAUGAGGAUAAAUCUAAGACAGCUAAAAGAACAUGGAAUCAAAUGCAGAAACCUAGGUUCAAAACUUCACAGAAAGUCUCCACAGGAACUAUAGUCUCAGGGCCAAAGCCUGAAAUGCCACCUCAACAUUUGCGGAAAAUAAUGAUUGAUCAUGCAGAUUUGAGUCUGCGAAAUGUAAAUGCAGACAAACGCUCUCAUUUGGGGGCAUUGAAGUACCUACCGCACGCAUUGCUAAAAUUGUUGGAGAACAUGCCACAACCUUGGGAACAAGCAAAAGAGGUGAAAGUAUUGUAUCAUCGGACGGGUGCAAUCACCUUUGUGAAUGAAAUUCCACGAGUUAUAGAGCCUGUAUACAUUGCACAGUGGGCAGCGACCUGGAACAUGAUGAGGAGGGAGAAAAGAGACAGGAAGCAUUUCAAACGUAUGAGGUUUCCGCCUUUGGAUGACGAGGAGCAAUUUUUGGAUUGGACGCAAAACUUUGAAGAUGUCGAACCACCAGCUGCUAUUAAAUCUGGCCAAAUUGAACAAAUGGAUGAUCUAAAAGAUUGGUUUUAUGAUGAAAAGCCUUUGGUGGAUGAUAGUGAUGUGGUAAAUGGUGAUUCAUACCGAACUUGGAAUCUAGAUGCCACCACUAUGGACAAAUUAUACAAUAUUUCGAAACCGUUGUUGGUAGAUUCUCACCACUUAUUUGAUAAACGAGAGCUAUUCACAGCCAAAAGCUUGAAUAUAUGCGUUCCUGGCGGUCCUAAAUUUGAACCAUUGUUCAAUGAGAGCGUUGUUAAUGCUGAGUAUGAAGACUAUACUGAAUUCGAUUCACUAGAUAGGAUUAUUGUCAGGGGUCCUAUCCGAACCGAAUACAGAGUUGACUUUCCCUAUUUGUACAACUCCUUUGUGAGGAAAAUAUCACUUGCACCCAUACGAGCAAACACAGAUUGUCAAGAAGGAUCAAUCGAGCAAGAGAGCUCUGAUGGUUUAUCAGCAUUUACGUUCAACACAAACUAUAACCCAGUUAUUAAUAGAAAUCUUGGCAGCAAGAAAAAGAGGGAGGACUUUUCGGUGGGUGUGAAACCAUUUUUCACACAAAAAGAUUCGAAGUCUUCAUCAUUACAAGAGCCACAAAAUCUCAAAGCAUCACUUGACUUGUUGUAUGCACCAUAUCCUUUCAACGUACGCAGUGGAAAAACCAAAAGAGCCGAGGACGUUGCUUUAACAAAAUCUUGGUACAAAAACCGCGCUCCAAGAUCUAGUCCACUCAAGGUGAGAGUGUCCUAUCAAAAGUUGUUGAAAAAUUAUGUACUGAAUGAGCUCAAAACCUCCAAGGCUAAAAAAGCAAGAGCCACCAAAAAGGUGAAUCUUCUAAAGAGUUUACGGAAUACCAAGUAUUUCCAGGAAACACGCAUUGAUUGGGUAGAAGUUGGUUUGCAAGUAUGUCGACAAGGAUUCAACAUGUUGAACUUAUUGAUACACAAACGUGGAUUAACUUACUUACAUUUGGACUACAAUUUCAACUUGAAACCCACAAAGACAUUGACUACAAAGGAAAGGAAGAAGUCAAGAUUUGGUAAUGCUUUCCACUUGAUCAGGGAGUUGUUAAGAGCAAUUAAAAUUAUUGUUGAUUGCCAUAUACAAUUUCGAUUAGGCAAUGUGGAUGCAUACCAAUUGGCUGAUGCCAUCUACUACGUGUUGAACCACUUGGGUCAUUUGACAGGGAUUUACCGAUACAAAUAUAAAGUUAUGCACCAGAUCCGACAAUGCAAGGAUUUCAAACAUAUAGUUUACCACAGAUUCAACAAACUUAUUGGAAAGGGUCCAGGAUGUGGGUUCUGGCAACCGGCAUGGAAGGUUUGGAUAUUUUUUUUGCGUGGUACUAUUCCUUUAUUGGAGAGAUGGCUAGGAAAUUUGAUUACGAGACAAUUUGAAGGUAGAAGACAGAACGAUGUUGCUAAAACCAUCACCAAGCAGCGAGUUGACUCAUAUUACGAUUUGGAGUUGAGAGCACAAGUGAUGCACGAUAUAUUGGAUAUGAUUCCGGAAGGGUUGAAGCAGAGUAAGUCCAAAACCAUACUUCAACAUUUGAGUGAAGCUUGGCGUUGUUGGAAAGCCAACAUACCUUGGAAGGUACCCGGAUUGCCUGAACCUAUUGAGAAGAUAAUCGAAAGAUAUGUCAAAGCUAAAGCGGAUGGUUGGAUUUCCGUUGCUCAUUACAAUCGUGAACGUAUAAGAAAAGGGACACAUGUUGAAAAAACUGUUGCGAAGAAGAACUUGGGUCGAUUGACGAGGUUAUGGAUUAAAAAGGAACUGGAAAGACAAACUGAUUUUGGGAAGAAUGGACCCUAUGUGUCCCCAGAUGAGGCCAUACAUGUUUUCCAAACUACUGUUAGCUGGUUGGAAAGUAGGAAAUUUAGUCCCAUCCCAUUCCCGCCAAUAUCUUACAAACAUGACACCAAGUUGUUGACUUUGGCUUUGGAAAAUUUGAAAGCAAAUUUCAAUGCUAAUGCCAAAUUGAAUUCUGCGCAACGAGAGGAGUUGGCUUUGAUUGAAGAGGCCUACGACAACCCACAUGAAUGCUUGGUCAGGGUGAAGAAGCAUUUACUCACGCAGAGGAUUUUUAAAGAAGUUGGUUUAGACAUGAUGGAUUUCUACAGCCAUUUAGUGCCAUCAUACAAUGUCGACCCACUUGAGAAAAUCACCGACGCUUAUUUGGAUCAAUAUUUAUGGUAUGAAGCAGACAAACGGAAAUUGUUUCCGAAUUGGAUCAAACCCGCAGAUGACGAAAUACCACCAUUGAUGGUUUACAAGUGGUGCCAAGGUAUCAAUAAUCUACACAACGUUUGGAAAACAUCUGAAGGUGAAUGCAAUGUGAUGUUGGAGACGAAAUUGUCACAUUUUUCUGACAAGAUUGACUUUACAUUGGUUAAUAGACUUCUCAGGUUGGUAAUGGAUACUAAUAUUGCCGACUACAUCACAGCCAAGAAUAAUGUGAACCUUACAUACAAGGACAUGAACUAUGUGAACCAAUAUGGUGUUGUUCGAGGUCUUCAAUUUUCGUCCUUUGUGUAUCAAUAUUAUGGUUUAAUUGUGGAUUUGCUCAUCCUUGGAUUGGAAAGGGCAACCGAGCUAGCCGGACCGCCGCAAAAUCCAAACAAUUUUCUCCAAUACCAAGAUAUUGCCGCUCAAUGUGCUUCUCCAAUUAGGUUGUAUUCACGAUAUAUGGAUAAAAUUCACAUGUUUUUUCGGUUUGAUAAUAAUGAGGUUGAUGAGUUGAUUGAUGACUUCUUAAAAGAGAAUCCCGAUCCAAAUUAUUCCAAUGCUGUGGGCUAUAACAACCAUCGCUGUUGGCCCAAGGACUCUAGAAUGAGAUUGAUACGGCGCGAUGUGAACCUUGGAAAAGCUGUGUUUUGGGAAAUCAAGUCACGCAUACCAAAAUCACUCACCACCAUUGAGUGGGAAGAUACAUUUGCAUCUGUGUAUUCUCGUGAUAAUCCUAAUUUGUUGUUUGAAAUGUGUGGGUUUGAAGUUCGAAUUAUACCGAAAAUGCGCGCCAAGGAAAGUAAAUCAUCACAGGAAAAUGUUUGGGAUUUGGUGGACCAUACUACAAAGGAAAGAACUGCCAAAGCUUACUUGCAAGUGUCUCAAGAAGCUAUCGACAACUUCAACAACAGGAUUAGACAGAUUUUAAUGUCGUCCGGUUCAACAACAUUUACAAAAGUUGCUGCAAAGUGGAACACGGCAUUGAUUGCGUUAGUGACCUAUUUCAGAGAGGCCGCAAUUGCGACUCCAUCUUUGUUGGAAGUAUUGAUAAAGUGUGAGACCAAAAUUCAAAAUCGAGUAAAAAUGGGGUUAAACUCAAAAAUGCCCACUCGAUUUCCACCAGCUGUAUUCUACACUCCAAAGGAAUUGGGUGGUUUAGGAAUGCUCAGUGCCUCGCAUGUUCUUAUCCCCGAGUCAGAUUUGAGAUGGUCGAAGCAAACUGAUACUGGAAUUACCCAUUUCAAAGCUGGAAUGUCACAUCAAGAGGAAAAAAUGAUCCCGACAAUAUUCAGGUAUAUUACAACAUGGGAGAAUGAAUUUUUAGAUUCACAAAGGGUAUGGGCAGAAUAUGCAAUCAAACGAGAAGAGGCGCUUCAGCAGAAUCGUCGAUUAACUUUUGAGGACAUGGAAGGAAAUUGGGACAGAGGUAUUCCUAGAAUAAGCACCCUAUUUCAAAAAGAUCGCCAUACUUUGGUGUAUGAUAAAGGUCAUCGAGUCCGUAGGGAGUUUAAACAUUUCAGCACUGGUAGGUUUAACCCAUUUGCUUGGACAAAUAGUCAUCACGAUGGUAAAUUGUGGAACCUCAAUGCUUAUAGAACCGAUGUGAUUCAAGCAUUGGGAGGUAUAGAGACAAUUUUGGAACACACAUUAUUUAAAGGCACCGGGUUUGAUUCUUGGGAAGGUUUGUUUUGGGAAAAAGCCUCGGGGUUUGAAGAUUCAUUAAAGUUUAAGAAAUUGACCAACGCCCAGAGGUCUGGUUUGAGUCAAAUACCAAAUCGUCGUUUUACACUUUGGUGGUCCCCUACGAUAAAUAGAGCCAACGUUUACGUUGGGUUCUUGGUUCAGUUGGAUUUGACUGGUAUUUUUCUUCAUGGUAAGAUACCGACUUUGAAGAUUUCAUUGAUUCAAAUUUUUCGUGCCCAUCUUUGGCAGAAGAUUCACGAGAGUGUUGUUCAGGAUUUGUGUCAAGUUCUUGACAAAGAAUUGGAAGUUUUACAAAUUGACAAUGUAGAGAAACAGGCGAUCCAUCCACGUAAAUCAUACAGGAUGAACUCAUCAACCGCUGAUAUUGUUUUAACAAGCACAUACAAAUGGAAUGUUUCCAAGCCAUCCCUUCUCAAUGACAAGAAUGAUGAGAUGAUUCUACCUGCAAAAAAGUUUUGGAUUGAUGUACAGCUUCGGUAUGGAGAUUAUGAUUCUCAUGAUAUUUCAAGAUACGCAAGAUCAAAGUAUCUUGAUUACACCACAGAUGGUACAAGUUCGUACCCUUCGCCCACGGGUAUAAUAAUUGCCAUCGAUUUGGCGUAUAACAUGUAUGAUGUUUAUGGUAACUGGUUUCCUGGUCUAAAACCCUUGGUCCAUAAUGCCAUGAGAGAGAUUAUGAAGGCUAAUCCAGCUUUGUAUGUGUUGAGAGAAAGAAUUAGAAAAGGGUUACAGUUAUAUCAUGCUCAACCGCAAGAAGCAUUUUUGAAUUCUAAUAACUAUGCUGAAUUGUUCAACAAUGAGACGCAAUUGUUUAUUGACGACACUAACGUGUACAGAGUAACCGUUCACAAGACUUUUGAAGGAAAUCUUGCAACAAAACCAAUCAAUGGAUGUGUUUUUAUUUUGAACCCCAAAACAGGUCAAUUAUAUUUGAGAAUUAUUCAUACUUCUGUUUGGGCAGGACAGAAGCGUUUAAGUCAACUUGCUAAAUGGAAAGCAGCCGAAGAGGUUACUGCUUUGAUCAAAUCGCUUCCAAGGGAAGAGCAACCAAAGCAACUCAUUAUUUCUAGGAAAGGAAUGAUGGAUCCCCUAGAAGUGCACAUGUUGGAUUUUCCAAAUAUUUCUAUUCGACCUUCUGAAUUGCACUUGCCAUUUGCAUCAGUGAUGAAAAUCGACAAGUUGUCCGAUAUAGUUUUGAGAGCCAACGAGCCCCAAAUGGCUCUUUUCAACUUUUAUGAUGACUGGCUUACGAGGAUAUCCCCAUACACGGCAUUUUCUCGAGUUAUUCUAAUAUUGAGAGCAUUGGGAUUUGACUCUGAGGGUACCAAGCAGAUUAUAUGGUCAAACAGUGGUGUGAUAACUGAGAGCCACCACAUUUGGCCAUCAUUGACAGAUGAGCAAUGGAUUGAAGUUGAAAGCAAAUUGAGAGAUUUGAUCCUCGAGGAGUAUUCGAAAAAAUACAAUUUGGAUGUGCAGUCAUUAACUCAAUCUGAAAUCAGAGACUUGAUAUUGGGUCAAGAUGUGAGAUUCUCUACUAUUAGGCGGCAGGAGAUUGCAGAAAUCGAAAAGAGUGGUGGACAGGUGGAAAAUAAAGAAAUAACUGCUCAGAAAUCUAUUUCGACUAAUAUACACGGAGAACAAAUUGUUACUGUGACAACGACCAAUUACGAACAAGCUACUUUCUCAUCUAAAAAUGAGUGGAGGAACCGAGCUUUGGCUGCAAGCAACUUACAUCAAAGAGCAAAGAACAUCUACGUUGCCUCCGAAGAGUUUGUCGACGAUGACUCUUACACUUAUGUCAUACCAAAGAACAUUUUACAAAAGUUCAUUCAAGUGUCGGAUUUGAGAAUUCAAGUGGGUGCAUACUUGUACGGUAAGUCACCUUCGGGUCAUUCAGAGGUAAAGGAAAUAAAGUGUUUGGUAUUUGUACCUCAGUUGGGAAGCACUAAUUCUAUUCAAUUCCCGAAAUCAAAACCAGAAUACGAGGGAUAUUUGAAAGAGGAGGGAUUGGAACUAUUAGGUUGGAUCCAUAGUCAAUCGCAGGACUUUGAUUACAUGACUUCAUAUGACAUCACUACUCAAAGCAGAAUGUUUGAACACUAUGAUCCCAGAUUUAUUGAUAUGACUGCUUCCUAUACUCCAGGCUCAGUCACGCUUGCAGCGUUUGAAUUAUCAGAGAGAGGGUUUGAAUGGGGUAAGUCAAACAAAGAUAUGAUGUCUGAUUCUCCAGAAGGCUUUGAAAAGUCAUUUUCGAAAAAGAGCCAGUUGAUCAUGUCUGACAAGAUUCUUGGAACGUAUAUGGUCCCUGAAGAUGAAAUUUGGAAUUAUUUUUUCAUGGGUGCUAUCUUCAAUUCAAACGAUUUGUACAAUUUAAAAGUUGAUAUUCCCUUGUCGUUUUAUGAUGCAGUCCAUCGACCAAUACAUUUCACCAAUUUUGCGCAAUUGGAAGCUGGAAACGAGGAAGAAGCAUAUCAGGAAGAUGUUUUUAGUUAG